AUGUCUGACGACACAAUGGCAGACACGAUCAGCCAAGAUGUCGCUGACUACCUCGCUAAACGUCUCCGCGACGCCUUUCCACACCUCAAGACCGAGUCUCUGAACAAACUCCUCGAGACAAGCUCAUCACUCAUCAUAUCCACGAUCAAGGCCGAGCAGUCCAACAUGGCAGCAUCUAAGCUGCGCAGCAACCUGCUCAAGCCCCCAGCAGAGCUGCGAAACACAAUCUACGAGAUCGCACUCGACCUUCCUGCUCACAAGCAACUCGAGAUUACACGAUCGUACCGUCCCAACCUCUCAAUGCCUGCACUCCUGGCAGUCUCGCGCCAGGUCCGCUCCGAGACUUCGUCUCUUCUCUGGGGCAGUGCAACUAUCGCUAUCCACGUCGUAGCUCUCUUUCAGCCCCCUCUCUACGAACCGAGAUUCUUUCUCAGUGACCUGGUCAAAGAGCGCCUGUGUAGACUCGGCAGGACACAGCUCGGUCUUGUGAGGAGAGUUCGACUUAUGCUGAUCGGAGCAGGCGAGAAAGUGCAGAUCGAGAAUUCCAGGCUCAAAAUCCCGGAGACGAUAGACCUCGAAGCCUUUGGGUUCAUGGUGGGAAAGACAGAGGUGCAGAUUGAGGUGGCGAAGGAUUCGGGACAAGAGCUCGACCGGGCAGACAAGAAGUGGAGGGUCAGGCGUACGGGGUGGUCUUGGAAGCGCAGUAUGAGAAGAACACGACUGACACAGUAA
Messenger RNA from Fulvia fulva, 732 nucleotides. RefSeq lists its product as uncharacterized. The record is from RefSeq and is a predicted model, not a curated record. Lineage: Eukaryota; Fungi; Ascomycota; Dothideomycetes; Mycosphaerellales; Mycosphaerellaceae. The transcript is spliced from 2 exons. Bases 1 to 732 code for a protein of 243 amino acids.